Messenger RNA from Symbiodinium necroappetens, 561 nucleotides. The record is from the annotation of a GenBank genome assembly. Lineage: Eukaryota; Dinophyceae; Suessiales; Symbiodiniaceae.
GUCGGAGCACUGAAGGAGCGCUUGUGCGAAGUCUGCGGCGUGCCCCGCUUCAGGCAGCGGCUUUUUUGCGGUGAUGCGCCGCUUGAGGACAACGCAAGGCUGGAUGCUGCCAUGGACAUUCAACUUGUGUUGCUCCCCUUCUGCGACGUGCCGUCACCGCAACUGCUCGACUUGAAGAUCGCCACACGGAAUGGCAAUGUGGUUGAGGUGGAGAAGAUGCUGCAAUGCCCACUUGACCCGAAUGUGGCCAUCCAUGAGGCUUGCUGGGCAGGUCAGGCUGCUGUGCUGCGCUUGCUGCUGGAGGCACGUGCUGAAGUGAAUCUGGCGAACAGUGGCGGGCAAACCCCCCUCCACCUGGCGAGCAUGAAGGGUCACCAGGACCUUGUGCAGUUGCUGUUGGGCGUCGCAGCUGAUGUGAGCCUGGUCGACAUGAGGGGCAAGACUGCGGCGCUGUUGGCGGCCGAUGCAAACUUCAGCGACAUCGUGACUCUGCUUGAAAAAGGUGCUGCGCCAAGGCCGCGACGGCAUGCUGCUGAUCCGCGUGGACGCAAACCGGGUUGA